Messenger RNA from Funneliformis mosseae, 1595 nucleotides. Lineage: Eukaryota; Fungi; Glomeromycota; Glomeromycetes; Glomerales; Glomeraceae. The record is from the annotation of a GenBank genome assembly.
GAACAACCCGUGGAGGUAAACACCGUGGUGGCGUUUCAGGUCGUGGUACUAGAGGCACAAUGUCAACUCAUGGAGAUGGUGCUUCUCCCGUUAUAAGCUCAACGGGGGCUCGUGUGAGAGGUGCUUCUCCAAGUAGAAGUGCGGUAGUAGCUCGUGCGGCUCAAACGAAUCGUGGGAAAGGAAGGGACCCACUAUACCGCACCAAGGAUGGCGGUGUUGAAAAAACUGCCUCGAAGAAAAGAAGUGAAAAGAAAGAUACGCCACCUUUACCAUCUAUAUCGAACGUUCAUUGGCCUGGUUUGUCGUCUGAUGGUGAAAAGAAGGUUUACAGAGUAACUUUAUCAAAUGCUGUUUUCAUGAAGUUGAUGACAGCAAAUGCCAAGGGUGCCCAUAUGAAAAUAAACAUCUCCGAUAAAAUGGAAAUCGCCACCGGGGAAACCGAGAAGAUACAAUUAGAUCUUUCUCGAUGUAAAAAGGCUGAGAUGGCUUUCUACGGAAAUGAAAACAGCGUCGGGCUGGUUGGCAAAGUUGUUGGGUACGCUAAAAAUACGGCCGAGUCACAUAUCGCCGUUAAGAAAGAGCGUGUUGCCAAAAAAAUAUUAAAAGCAAGUUAUGAAAAAGAAUCAAAAGAAAAAAGAAAAAUACGAGUUCUUGAUUACGGUGAGCUUCCUUCAGAAGAAGUAAAGGCAAAGUCCAAACGUCAAAAGAAUAACGCUGGUUCUUCAAUAAAGGUUCAGCAAGCAAUACCAUCGCCACCGACGACUUUUGUUCACUUAUCAUCGAAUAAAUCUGCGCCGCAACCUUCAAAUGAUACAAAGGCAGCUCGCGGUAAAGCUGUUCGUGGCAAGGCAAGGAGUGGCAGACCUAGAAUAAUCUCAGAAGUCGAUGAUGAUGAUGGUAUCGAUGCAUCUGCGUCGUCCACUUCCACUCGAGGAAGUAACGCGACUCGAGGCGGCAAAACGACCAGAGGUGGAAAAUCAACACGAGGUCGAGGUGCUAAAACUAUAGCAUUUGACGCACAAAAAGUAAAUGCUCCUCCUGCGCAAUCGACGGCAUCUCGAGCAAAAAGAGGAAGACCUGCUGGCGUACCAAAUAAGUCAUCACGAAGUACAAAGACCCACACUUCCACGACGAAGACUUCAGCCGCUCCUAAGCCUGCUGUACCAUCUACUACUUUCAAGCACGAUAAUGAACAACUAUCAAUGUCUGAAGGAACUAACUCCUCUUCUAGCAAGAAAGAUAAAGGGAUAAGUAAAAAAAAUGGACAAUCAAUAUCAUCUGAGUGGAAGCCUGGACAAAUAAUAAAUACAUUUAAAGAAUUUAAGUAUGCACGAAAACGUUGUGAAGAAAUGGAAAACGAUAUUCAAAAAGUUUUUGAGGAUCUCAGUGGAUUUGAAAAUUCUUAUAAUAGUUUUAUAAACUCAAUAAAAAAGGGAUCCACGCAAGAGACUUUAUUAAGGGAGAUCGAGAAGCAAUUUGGGGAAGGUUCCACCGCCAACAAAUUAAUGCAAAAAUACUCGCAAUUAGAGAAAGAAAUCAAAACCAUACACGAUGAGUUAUGGCGUGCUGCUAGGGAUGGCGUAUAUGAAGAUUGA